Molecule: messenger RNA, 1164 nt
Organism: Drosophila takahashii
Lineage: Eukaryota; Metazoa; Arthropoda; Insecta; Diptera; Drosophilidae
Gene: Prp38
Product: pre-mRNA processing factor 38
Cellular component (GO): precatalytic spliceosome
Source: RefSeq, a predicted model, not a curated record
UUUCGCUAGGCGCCGAGGUGGUCACUCUGGCUGGAAAACGCCGAAAAAAUAAAUAAACCCUUGCAUUAUCACAUUUUUCCGCCUGGCAUCAACUCUUACUGGUGACCAGAGAACAGGAAGCCACCAAGAAUGGCCAACCGCACGGUGAAGGAGGCAAAAAAUGUGCACGGCACCAAUCCGCAGUACCUCAUCGAGAAGAUCAUCCGCUCGAGAAUCUACGACUCGAAGUACUGGAAGGAGCAGUGCUUCGCCCUCACGGCGGAACUGCUGGUGGACAAGGCCAUGGAGCUGCGUUUCGUGGGCGGCGUCUACGGCGGCAACAUCAAGCCCACCCAGUUCCUCUGCCUCACGCUCAAGAUGCUGCAAAUCCAGCCGGAGAAGGACAUCGUGGUGGAGUUCAUCAAGAACGAGGAGUUCAAGUACGUGCGCGCUCUGGGAGCCUUCUAUCUGCGGCUCACGGGAGCCGCGCUGGACUGCUACAAGUACCUGGAGCCCCUGUACAUUGACAACCGCAAGCUGCGCCGCCAGAAUCGCGCCGGCCAGUUCGAGAUCGUCUACAUGGACGAGUACAUAGACGAACUGCUGCGCAACGACCGUGUCUGCGACAUCAUACUGCCCCGCAUCCAGAAGCGCUCCAUUCUGGAGGAGAACAACGAGAUCGAGCCCAAGGUGUCUGUGCUGGACGAGGACUUGGACGACGAGCUGCCCAGCGACGAGGAGAAGGCGGACGAUGCCAGCAGGCCCAAGGAGAACUCUGCCUCAGUGCGGCGACCGCGAAGAGCCCGCUCCAAGUCCAGGUCGCGCAGUCGGGAGCGCGACCGGAGAUCUGGGCAGGGCAACAACGCCCGCUCCCGGGACUACUACGAUGAACUGGAGGACUACGACCGCCAGCGGAACCGAGUGCGCAACCGGGACAACCAGAACGAGGACUAUGACCGCCGGCAAACCGGUGGGCGCCAGGAUCGGGAUAGGGAGCGCCAGGAUCGGGACAGGAUGAGGGAGCGGGACAGGAACGGGGACAGAGAUCGCCGGGAAAGGGAGCGAGAACGCGACCGCGGACGUCAUGAUCAGCGCGAACGAGAUUCGCGGGGAGAACGAGAUCGACGCCGCUACUAAGAUUAAGUUUAAAUUGAAUCAAUUGACCAGUAAAAAUAUAAAAAACUU